AUGCAUAUCACAACAUUCUCAUCAGUAUUCGAAGGUCACCAGUGUGAGUCUGUUAUCGAUUCUCCAUUCAAAGAUAAAAGUCUAAAUAUUGAAAUUGUUGGUUCUUGUAACGGUUUAAUUCUGAUGAGAUGCUCAAAAGAUUACUUGGGGAGUAGGCGUUGGCUUUGGAAUCCAUGUACUAAAGAGCUGAAAGGAAUAGUAAAUCCAACAAUUAAACAUGGAUUGUUAGAUUAUCAUGGGAUUGGUUAUAAUCGCGAUACAGAUGAUUAUUCCACGAUUGUGGUAGCUACCCGUUACAUCGAGCGUUACUCGAAUCGUUAUCGUGUCUAUGAAAUUGAGCUUUGCACAUUAGGAUCGAAGUUACGGAACACCGUAUUCGGCAUCGUUUCUUAUGAAAUUAUAAGUAUGGAUGGUAAGGCUGAAGCAAUAUUUGUUUUUGGAGCUUUUCACUGGAUAGGGAGACGACUUCCAUCCAAUAGAUUAUGUAUUGUUUCUUUCGAUAUCCGUCGAGAGAACUUCAUCGAAGUAGUGGUCACCCCACUAGUAAGUGAUAUAUUAAAUAACGUUGAUAAUAAUCACAAAGCGUUGGGUGAUUUAGCUGGGUGUCUUUGCUUUAUACGAACAUAUGGUGGUUUCAAUAUUGAUGUCUGGGUGAUGAAAGAUUACAAUGUGUCUGAAUCAUGGACUAAAUUGUUCAUCGCUCGGCUCCCAGUAGUUGAAAAGUCCAUAAACUCUGUGAAAUUACUAUGGGAGUUCAAGAAUGGUGAAGUUUUAUUUGUAACAACCACGGAAUCAGAUCACAAGAAUCGUUUAGUUUUAUAUGACCCGGUUAGUAAAAAAUCUAAAGUUACCAUUAUCCAACAUACUGCACGCAACAAAUGGAAUAUAGAGGCUUACGCUGAGAGGAGUCGUGACGCUUGA
This is a messenger RNA of Papaver somniferum (opium poppy), 921 nucleotides long. RefSeq names its product F-box protein CPR1-like. The transcript has a single exon. The record is from RefSeq and is a predicted model, not a curated record. NCBI's taxonomy places the organism in Eukaryota, Viridiplantae, Streptophyta, Magnoliopsida, Ranunculales, Papaveraceae. The coding region runs from base 1 to 921 and encodes 306 amino acids.